Patiria miniata (bat star) is the source of this 1022-nucleotide messenger RNA. RefSeq lists its product as uncharacterized. The record is from RefSeq and is a predicted model, not a curated record. Lineage: Eukaryota; Metazoa; Echinodermata; Asteroidea; Valvatida; Asterinidae. The coding region runs from base 134 to 817 and encodes 227 amino acids. The transcript is spliced from 4 exons.
AAUGAACUUUUCCUUAAAAUUUGUACUUUUUAAUCUCAUCUCGAAAAGCAUGGUUUUUAGAAAUUGAUGCGUUCAAAAUAUCUGAAGAAGCAAACGUGUAAAUAUCCUCAAUCUAAUUGAGGAUGAUUGUAUUAUGUCAAGUAUCUAUGCAGUGGUCGAGUUUGUUGGAGAGCAGUCGGUUGCAUUAGCAGCAGAGAGCUGGUUGGUGGACAAUGAGACAUCUGUAAUGUGGCCGCCUUAUAAGUCACAGACGAGAGUAGACAAGGCAGUGAAGAAACGUGAACCACCAACAGAUGGAUAUCAGAAGUUUCCAUGCCGUGUUUUGUACAAAACUAGCUCAUAUGAAAAAGGCUUGGCAAAAGUGAGGAAGGCAGAGGACAUUUCAGAUUUGGCCACAGAUGCUGAAUGUGCUGGUAUCCCUGUGAAGAGGAAGUCAAGGCCAAACCCACGUUACCAAGAUAGCGAUUCCUCUUCUGACGAGGAUAGACCAGGCCCAUCACACACCAUUCAGCGAGGCAAUCAACAAAAGCACCAUCCAGCUGCAACUUCUGCACCAAAGACGCCUCCUCGAGCACUGCCUUCUCCACCCUCAUCCUUGAUCAGUCAGUGGCCAGCUCCAGUUUGUACAGCAACAGAAAAGAAAAUAUUGACAAUGCUUGAAGAGGUCAAGAUAUUUCAAGCGGAGAACAGGGCAAUGCUCAUCAGCAUCUGUAGAAAGCUUGACAACUAUGUGCAGGGGGAAUACAGCUUCAACCAGUGGUCUUCCAGAGGAGGUGGUUCUUCCUUUAAAGUUGGUGAAGGACAUGCGACACCUUGAAACUACCCUUAACAACUUUGAGAAGGAGAAACAAUUGGUGGGCCAUCACUUCCAUUUUUAUAGCUAUUUAUGCAUUAACUUUUAUUUUCUUUAAAGGAUUGAAAACAAUUACAAUCAAAACCUCAUUCUGCUUUAACGUUUAAGUUUCAAUCUUGUAGACCAUGCAAAAGAGUUGUUUUAUUUGUCUGCUCAGGUGGCAUACUUA